UGAGCACUUAACGCAUAAAAAAUGAUCUUUGCCUGCAUCUGGUACUCAUCACCAUCGCAUGUGAAGGGGUCGAUCAAAUUUCUAAUUACGUGUGUUCCUCAGUGUCUUGGGGAAAAGUUGCUAGUAACCAAAAGCCAACGUCAGGGAACCAACUUAGGAAAGAAAAAAAAAGACCAGACAGUGGUAUAGUCAAAACCAGAAUGGUUGUGGUUACCUUUGACAUAACUUAAUGGAUGGCUACAAACUUACAAUGAAAUACGUAUUUCCCAAAAAAGUGUGGGGACCCGAAUGAGAUGACCCAUAAAGCAGAAACGACGACCAUCGAUUGUGGCCAAAACCCUGCCACUAUACAAGUCCACUCGCAGGGCUCUAACCAAGCCUAUAUAUGAUCGCUUUCUCUCUAAACUCCUUGUCAUUUCCUAUAGGGCUAAAGCCAGUUUUUAUUUUUCUUUCCUCUCCCGUCCUAGAGACCAUAGAGCCACAUUUAUGUCGGAUACUACCCUGUUUGGACACUUGCCACAAACCAACCCUGCCGUUUGACCUUUGCUUCAAUUUCCCACUUUCUUUAUUACUGCCCCACUUCCUCUUCCUACUCACUUUUAAUAAUCUUCUGUUCAUUAACCAUAUUAGCUUGAACAGUUCAGAGAACUUGAGAAAAGAAAGGCAGAGAUGGCCCCAGAGAUGCAAAAGACCAGCAUGUUCAUUGAGCAAAGCCCUGGAGACUAUGAGAAUGGGGAUAUCAGCGAGAGCUUGGACGAUGAUGGUCGAGCCAAAAGAACCGGGACUUGGCUUACCGCAAGUGCUCAUAUUAUUACUGCUGUGAUUGGCUCUGGAGUGCUAUCUCUUGCAUGGGCUAUUGCCCAGUUGGGAUGGGUGGCUGGACCAGCUAUUCUUAUGGUUUUCUCCAUCAUCACCUACUUCACCUCCACCCUUCUUGCUGAUUGCUACAGGGCUCCUGAUCCAGUCCAUGGAAAGAGAAACUACACCUACAUGGAUGUUGUUAGAGCUUACUUAGGAGGAAGAAAAGUCCAGCUCUGUGGAUUGGCUCAGUAUGGAAAUCUUAUUGGAGUAACCAUUGGUUACACUAUCACAGCAUCAAUAAGCAUGGUGGCCGUCAAAAGGUCAAAUUGCUUCCACAAGCAUGGCCAUAAUGUGAAGUGCCAAACAUCAAACUACCCUUUCAUGGUCAUCUUUGCUUGCAUCCAGAUCGUUCUCAGCCAAAUCCCAAACUUCCACAAACUUUCAUGGCUCUCAAUUCUUGCAGCCAUCAUGUCUUUCGCUUAUUCUUCCAUUGGCCUUGGACUCUCCGUAGCCAAAGUUGCAGGUGGGGCACAAGUGAGGACAAGCUUAACUGGAGUGACAGUAGGGGUGGAUGUGUCAGGAUCUGAAAAAGUUUGGAGGACAUUCCAGGCUAUCGGGGACAUCGCCUUUGCCUAUGCUUACUCCACCGUCCUCAUUGAGAUUCAGGACACGAUCAAAUCGAGCCCACCAGAGAACAAAUCUAUGAAGAGAGCAACUAGCAUUGGUGUUUCAACAACCACUUUAUUUUAUGUACUUUGCGGCCUUGUUGGUUAUGCAGCAUUCGGAAACGAUGCACCAGGAAAUUUCCUCACCGGCUUCGGUUUCUAUGAACCCUUUUGGAUGAUUGACUUUGCCAACAUCUGCAUUGCCAUCCAUCUUAUUGGUGCAUAUCAGGUUUUCGCCCAACCGUUAUUCGGGUUCGUCGAGGGCUGGUGCUCCAGACGUUGGCCUGAUAGCAAGUUCAUUACACGUGAACAUGCUGUUGUUGUUCCAUGCUACGGUGUUUACUAUGUCAACUUCUUCAGGUUGGUAUGGAGGACAGCAUACGUUAUUGUGACAGCCGUGGUAGCCAUGAUAUUUCCUUUCUUCAACGAUUUCUUGGGUCUUAUUGGAGCAGGCUCCUUUUGGCCAUUAACAGUCUACUUUCCAAUAGAGAUGCACAUUGCACGAACCCAUAUUCCCAAGUACUCGCUCAGGUGGACGUGGCUGAAAAUACUCAGCUGGGUUUGCUUGAUAGUAUCACUCAUUGCUGCUGCUGGAUCUGUUCAAGGACUGAUUCAAAGCCUCAAGGCAUACAAACCAUUUCAGACUCAGUAAUGAUCCUUACCUACAGCUUAAUUCUCUGAAAUAUGUAACACUGUUGAAUAAGAAUGAAUUUGUGGAAACCGUAAUUUAUUCUCUUUUCUUAUGUAUUCCAAAUGCAAAUCUGCUUGUAUUGUGUUUCCCUGAAA
Messenger RNA from Durio zibethinus, 2252 nucleotides. Its product is annotated as amino acid permease 6-like. Lineage: Eukaryota; Viridiplantae; Streptophyta; Magnoliopsida; Malvales; Malvaceae. The record is from RefSeq and is a predicted model, not a curated record.